Molecule: messenger RNA, 619 nt
Organism: Drosophila grimshawi
Lineage: Eukaryota; Metazoa; Arthropoda; Insecta; Diptera; Drosophilidae
Product: pro-corazonin
Exons: 2
Coding region: 69-542 (157 amino acids)
Biological process (GO): positive regulation of heart contraction
Molecular function (GO): corazonin receptor binding
Source: RefSeq, a predicted model, not a curated record
AAAUAUUUGUUAUAAGCAAAAGUUUCGCAUUUAAAAGUUGUGUACAUAAGUGCUAGUCGUCGAUAAACAUGUUGCGUGUCUUGUUGCUGCCACUGUUGCUCUUCACCCUCUCCAUGGCCUGCAUGGGGCAGACAUUUCAGUAUUCUCGAGGCUGGACAAAUGGGAAAAGAGCACCGCCAGCAGCUCUCCUGUCAAAUGGUCAUAAUCUGGGUCUAUUGGAUCUGUACGAUAUUCAGGAUAAGCCUACUGAUCUUAAGUUGGAACGCUGCCUGAUGCAACUGCAACACUUUGUAGGCAAUGCGAUGCUGCAUCGCUCCUUUGCCAACGCAUUGGCCUACAAUGCAAAUAGGCCCGAGACGGAAGCGGAAACUCGUGGCCUAAACCUUCAUCCCCUUCAUCCCAGUGCCAAUAAUAACAACAAUAAUGAGAACAGUUUAUUCCCAAACUCAAAUAAUCAUCAAUCAAAUGAGAUUUUCGAGGCACUCGCCGCCUCUGCGCCGGGCGUCGAUUCCGUGGAGCCCAACGAUUAUGGCAAACAUUAAAUGGAUCCCAUUAUGAUUUAAUUGAUCGUUACUGUUAUUAGCAAGAAAUGCUACAAAAAUAUUGAAAAAAAUAUAUA